Molecule: messenger RNA, 1579 nt
Organism: Oryctolagus cuniculus (rabbit)
Lineage: Eukaryota; Metazoa; Chordata; Mammalia; Lagomorpha; Leporidae
Product: GTPase IMAP family member 7
Molecular function (GO): GTP binding
Source: RefSeq, a predicted model, not a curated record
CUGAAUACAGAGGCUGUGGGGAGGGCAAACACUUCCCCUACAGUCACCUCAACAGCAACAGCUACAACAGCCUCUCUAGAGAAACCUGAGAACUCACCAGCUUGUUCAAAAGGUCUAUAUGUGCCUAAGUUCCCAAGCGUCCUUACAUAGACAUGGCUGGCCUUCAAAAACGUACUUUGAGGAUCGUUCUAGUAGGGAAAACUGGAAGUGGGAAAAGUGCGACAGCAAACACCAUCCUUGGGGACGAAGUCUUUUCAUCUGGAGUAAGUGCCCAAUCCCUUACCAAGACCUGUCAAAAAGCAUCCCGGGAACGGAAGGGGACAGAACUCCUUGUUGUGGACACCCCGGGGCUCUUUGACACUAAGGAGAAACUGGAUAAAACCUGCAAAGAAAUCAGCAAGUGCGUCCUCUUCUCCUGCCCAGGGCCUCAUGCCAUUCUCCUGGUUAUGCCGCUGGGCCGCUACACACAAGAAGAUCAAAACACUGUUGCACUGAUCAAGGGUGUCUUUGGGGAGUCAGCGAUGAAGCACAUGAUCGUCUUGUUUACCCGCAGAGAAGAGCUGGAGGAUCAGACCCUGGAUGACUUUAUAGCGACGGCAGAUGUGAGCCUGAAGAGCGUCAUCCAGGAGUGCGGGGGCCGCUGCUACGCCAUUAGCAACAGAGCAGACAAGGCUGAGAAGGAGGGUCAGGUGCAGGAGCUGGUGGAUAUGAUAGAGAAGAUGUCACGGGAAAAUCCAUGUGGGUAUUUUAAUGAGAACAUAUACAAGGACAUAGAGAAAAGACUGAAUAAGCAGGCAGAUAUUUUGCAGAAAAAAUAUGAUGAGCAGUUAAAGAAUGAAAUUAAACUUAUAGAAAAUGAUUGUAGUCUUAAAACAAAGGAAGAAAUAUCUAAAAGAAUAGUAGAGGCAAGGAUUAGAUAUGAUGAAAAAAAGAAAGAUAGAAAUGAAGAAGAUGAGCAGAAUACAUUUGACUAUAUCUUCUGUUGGGUUAAGAAUGCCCUUUGGAAAAUAUGGCAUACAUUUUGGAAGUAAAUUUUAUUAUUUCUCUAUAAUUUACUGUGAUUCAUUAAAGAGAUGGAUUGUAUUUUCCAAAGAUUGCUGUUAUAAUAUCUCCCCUACACACAAAAUUUCAAAAGUACAUUGAAACAAUAAUUCUUCUGUAUUUCUCUUUACAAUAUUCUGAAUAUGAAUACAUUAUGAAAUAAUUAAAUCAAAAUAAUUACUAUAGACUUCAGAUAUGUAUCUUCUUUUUCUUUUUUGGUGCAUUGAGAAAAUUUAAGAAUUAGUUUCCUGGGGCCGGUGCUGUGGGCACUGGUUCUAGUCCCAGCUGCAACUCUUCAUAUAGCUCUCUGCUAUGACCUGGAAAGCAGUAGAAGAUGGCCCAAGUCCUAGGGCCCCUCCACCCUCGUCUGAGAAUGGGAAGAAUCUCCUGGCUCCUGGCUUCAGAUCAGCGCAGCUCUGGCCAUUGUAGCCAUUUAGGGAGUGAACCAAUGGAAGGAAAACCUUUCUCUCUGCUUCUCUCUCUCUCUGUGUCUGUAAAUCUACCUCUCAAAUCAAUAAAUAAAAUCUUCAAAAAAGAA